Molecule: messenger RNA, 1309 nt
Organism: Diuraphis noxia (Russian wheat aphid)
Lineage: Eukaryota; Metazoa; Arthropoda; Insecta; Hemiptera; Aphididae
Biological process (GO): cellular response to misfolded protein
Cellular component (GO): endoplasmic reticulum membrane
Molecular function (GO): Hsp70 protein binding
Source: RefSeq, a predicted model, not a curated record
GCAUAAAUGUUUUUAGUACUUGUAAGUUAUAAGUUUUCCAAUUUUCUAAUUGUUAAUUAAUGAUUAUGGAUUGGAAAUUAAUUUUAGUCAUUAAAUUAAUAUUUUGAGUUUUUUUCUGGUCGGUAACUGUUACAAUUGACACAAUUUUCAUAUGAAAUAUUUAUUCGACUUCAUUAUUAAUACAAUACUUAUUACUCUUAUAAAUUAUAACUUAAUAAUAUUAUUAAUAACUUCUAAUAUUAAUGUACCAUUGAUUAUUUAAUCUUUAAACUACACUGAUAUAAUAUACGGCCUAAUCAUUAAACGAAUUCGUGCAUUAUUCCAUAAUAUAAUGGAGAGCAACCGAGAUGAGGCUUCCCGCUGUGUUGAGUUGACUAGGAUAUACAUAAAAAAAAARGAUUUGGAUAAUGCUUGGAAAUUUUCAGUUAAAGCUCAUAGAUUAUAUCCAUCACCUGAAACAAAACGUUUAAUGAUAAAAUUAAAAUCAUCAAUGAAACAUUCAAAACAACGGCCAAUGAAACAAAAUCAAUCAGGUGAUUCAGAUUUGUCUUAUAAUGGCGAUAAUUCAAAUUCAUCAUCUAGUACUGACGCUAAUACUAAAGAACCACCAAAAAAAACAAAAAUGGGCUACAAAUCAAGUACUACUUAUUCAUACAAAAUGUUUAAAGAGAUAAAUAAAGAUGAAUCUUUUAAGUGUCUUGAAAAGGCAGAAAAAUACAUACAAAGUAAACAAUUUGAGUUAGCAGAAAAGUUUAUUCUUAAAUCAAUAAAACUUUUUCCAAUGGUCAGAGCUGAUGGACUUUUAAAACAGCUUCAAGAAAUGAAAGAUACUAAUAAGCCUGAUUAUACGGAAGAACAGGCAAAUGUUGUUAAAAAAGUUAACAACUGCAAAGAUUUCUAUGAUGUGCUUAACAUUAAAAAAGAUGCUACUGAUACUGAAAUAAAAAAAGCAUACAAAAAAUUAGCCCUUGUAUUGCAUCCAGACAAAAAUCAUGCACCUGGAGCAGCUGAAGCAUUUAAAACUGUUGGCAAUGCAGUUGCCACUUUAACUGAUGCAGAAAAACGAAAACGUUAUGACAUGGUUGGACAUGAGAACUCUACAUCAGAUCAUGUACACAGAAAUUAUGAUCAUGGAUUUGAAUCGGAUAUUACAGCUGAACAAUUAUUUAAUAUGUUCUUCAAUGGAGCUUUUCCAAGCAGACAAGGGCCAAUGUCAAACCCAUACUAUUCUCGAUCUUUUUCAAGACGUUGGCCACCAGAGACUGAUAAUGAUAAUCAUCAACAACAGGUAAAAUUUUUAUUUUCAUUA